This is a messenger RNA of Engraulis encrasicolus (European anchovy), 21121 nucleotides long. RefSeq names its product ankyrin-2-like. The transcript is spliced from 50 exons. Gene Ontology annotation, molecular function: protein binding. Gene Ontology annotation, biological process: signal transduction. NCBI's taxonomy places the organism in Eukaryota, Metazoa, Chordata, Actinopteri, Clupeiformes, Engraulidae. The coding region runs from base 768 to 18587 and encodes 5939 amino acids. Gene Ontology annotation, cellular component: cytoplasm. The record is from RefSeq and is a predicted model, not a curated record.
GCGACCCUCCUCUCGGUGCUCGGGACAUAGUUCGACGAGGAGGAGUAAAAAUAGACGGGAGUGCAGUGGAGAGGGGAGCAAGAGGAGAAGAGAGAAGAGAGGAGCAGAAAGUAGAGAGCAGAGGAGCAGAGCAGAGCAGUGGAGUUCUGUGCGGCAGCGUCUCAAAUUAGCCAGCCAGAGGGCACACGGAAAAAGGGGAGAGCAGGGGACUGAGGGUCGGGCAGGGGGGGCGGUGAGAGGAGCUGAGGGCCGGGCCGGCAGAGUUUCACAGAGGGGGUGCAGGGGGCGGUUGGAUGCCACUUUGACAGACACAUAAACAUACAUAUACAUAUACACACUUGCCGAGACACACACACCCACGCACCGACACACACACUCACACUCACUUGCCACACUGACACACUUGCAAGCAUGCACAGCCUCACAGUCACUUUUAACACACACGUCUAGAAGGUUGGAAAUAUCUCCUCUCCCUACAUGGAGAGUUGAGUUGAGGUGCUGCUGUGGUUCCAUCGCAAGCAGCACAGGUACAUGUACACAUUUUUUUUGGAAGGACAGUUAUGUAGGUGUUCAGAAAGAAAGUCGUUACGUCUGAUUUGUUGUUUUACGUUUUCGUGUAGUUGGUUUGUUGGGUUAGUGCGGAAGCUCUGCAUUUUUUUGUCGUUUUGUUUACUUGGUGCCUGAAGCUCCAAGUGUUUUUUUGACGUUUGAGUUUUUUCUAAAUGGAGUAAGAAGGCCCUCAGCCCUCUUGUGUAUGGACUGCUGGCAUGGGCAAUGCAGCGACGCGCAAGGAGAAGGGAGAUGGUCACGGGCCGCAGCAGGCGACGGCCGAGACGCUGCCCACCCACGACGCGGGGGGCACCGAGUACUACAGCAGCGAUGACGGCACAUGGGUCGUGUCGGACAGCAACACCAGCUUCCUGAGAGCGGCUCGGGCGGGGAAUAUCGACAAGGUGCUCGAGUUUCUAAAGGGCGGAGUGGACAUUAGCACCUGCAACCAGAAUGGGCUCAACGCGCUCCAUUUGGCGGCCAAGGAGGGACAUAUGGACCUGGUCCAGGAGCUUCUGGACAGGGGCGCCUCCGUGGACUCCGCCACCAAGAAAGGAAACACAGCUCUCCACAUCGCCUCCCUAGCAGGGCAGGGGGAGGUGGUGAAGAUCCUGGUCAAACGGGGAGCAGACAUCAACUCCCAGUCUCAGAAUGGCUUCACUCCACUGUACAUGGCGUCCCAGGAGAACCAUUUGGAGGUGGUCCGAUACCUGCUGGAGAACGGAGGGAACCAGAGCACAGCCACAGAGGAUGGCUUCACUCCCCUGGCCAUCGCACUGCAGCAGGGCCACAACCAGGUGGUGUCCCUCCUGCUGGAGCACGACACCAAGGGCAAGGUACGCCUGCCCGCCCUCCACAUCGCCGCACGCAAGGACGACACCAAGUCCGCCGCCCUGCUCCUCCAGAACGACCACAACGCCGACGUCCAAUCCAAGAUGAUGGUCAAUAGGACUACUGAGAGUGGUUUUACUCCCUUACACAUCGCUGCUCACUAUGGCAAUGUCAACGUGGCCACGUUGUUGCUGAACAGAGGGGCUGCAGUGGACUUCACAGCUCGGAAUGGCAUCACCCCUCUGCACGUGGCCUCCAAGCGUGGGAACACCAACAUGGUGCGCCUGCUCCUGGACCGAGGGGCCCAGAUUGAUGCCAAAACACGGGACGGCUUGACCCCUCUGCACUGCGCGGCCAGGAGCGGCCAUGACACAGCUGUGGAGCUGCUACUGGAGAGAGGAGCACCUAUGCUGGCCCGCACCAAGAAUGGGCUGUCCCCACUGCAUAUGGCGGCGCAGGGUGACCACGUGGAGUGCGUGAAGCACCUGCUGCAGCACAAGGCGCCGGUUGAUGACGUCACACUGGACUACCUGACGGCACUGCACGUGGCUGCCCAUUGCGGCCACUACCGCGUAACCAAGUUGCUGCUUGACAAGAGAGCCAACCCCAACGCCCGCGCACUGAACGGCUUCACCCCUCUGCACAUCGCCUGCAAGAAGAACCGAGUGAAGGUCAUGGAACUACUGGUGAAGUACGGAGCCUCCAUCCAGGCCAUCACUGAGUCUGGCCUGACUCCUAUCCACGUAGCAGCCUUCAUGGGCCACCUGAACAUCGUGCUCCUGCUGCUGCAGAAUGGAGCGUCUCCUGACGUCAGCAAUAUUCGUGGGGAGACAGCCCUACACAUGGCGGCCCGUGCUGGCCAGGUGGAAGUGGUCCGAUGCCUGCUGAGGAAUGGAGCCAUGGUGGACGCCAGAGCCAGGGAGGACCAGACUCCCCUGCACAUCGCCUCCCGGCUGGGCAAGACGGAGAUCGUGCAGCUGCUGCUGCAGCACAUGGCGCACCCUGACGCCGCCACCACCAACGGCUACACCCCGCUGCACAUCGCCGCCCGCGAGGGGCACGUGGACGUGGCCUCCGUACUGCUGGAGGCCGGCGCGGCACACUCGCUCGCCACCAAGAAAGGGUUCACUCCUCUUCAUGUGGCGUCUAAGUACGGAAGCCUGGAUGUGGCAAAACUCCUCCUGCAGAGGCGUGCUUCCCCUGACUCUGCUGGCAAAAAUGGCCUCACCCCCCUCCAUGUCGCAGCGCACUAUGAUAACCAGAAGGUGGCGCUCCUGCUACUGGAUAAGGGGGCCUCUCCCCAGGCCACUGCAAAGAACGGCUACACCCCCCUGCACAUCGCGGCCAAGAAGAAUCAGAUGGAGAUCGCCACCACCCUGCUGCAGUACGGGGCCGAGACCAACAUCCUGACCAAGCAGGGCGUCACCCCCUUACACCUGGCCUCCCAGGAGGGCCACAGUGACAUGGCCGAGCUGCUGCUGCAGAAGGGGGCACACGUCAACGUGCCCACCAAGAGUGGACUUACAUCCCUGCAUUUAGCCGCCCAGGAAGACAAAGUUGGUGUGGGGGAGAUUCUGGCCCAAAAUGGAGCCACCCUUGACCAGCAGACUAAACUGGGAUACACACCCCUGAUUGUGGCCUGCCACUACGGAAAUGCCAAGAUGGUCAACUUCCUGCUGAAGAGCGGUGCCAGUGUCAACUGCAAGACCAAGAACGGCUACACACCACUCCAUCAGGCCGCCCAGCAGGGGAACACACACAUCAUCAAUGUACUGCUGCAGUUCGGAGCCAAGCCCAGUGCCAUCACUGUGAAUGGGAACACUGCUCUGGCUAUCGCCCGUCGCCUAGGUUACAUCUCCGUGGUGGACACUCUCCGCGUGGUCACCGAGGAAAUCAUCACCUCGACAACGACGGUGACGGAGAAACACAAGCUGAAUGUCCCCGAGACCAUGACUGAGGUGCUGGAUGUGUCCGAUGAGGAAGCUACAGUGGAGCUCAGGUUUAUACCUGAUGAUGAGCUCUUCUCUGACGACUCCAUGGAUCUGGAAGGUGACGACACCAUGACUGGGGAUGGAGGAGAGUACCUGAGGGCAGAGGACCUGCGGGAGCUCGGGGACGACUCCCUACCUGGACACUACCUGGAUGGCAUGAACUACCUGCGCUACAGCAUGGAGGGGGGGCGAUCGGAAAGCCACUGGCAAAGUACUGACAGGUCUUACACGCCAAGUCACCAUAGUUACUACUCCCCUAAGCAUGAUGCCAUGAUGGACGACACUCUGACUAGUCACCAGGUGUCAUCUCUGGGUCGUAGCAGUGAGAAGGAUGCAUACCGGCUGAGCUGGGGCAAUGAUAACCUGGACAACGUGGCCCUCUCCUCCAGCCCUGUCCACUCCGGCCGUUCCACCCCGUGCCAUGAUCAUGACAGCAGCAGCUUCCUGGUCAGCUUCAUGGUGGACGCCAGGGGCGGAGCCAUGCGGGGCUGCCGCCACAAUGGCCUGCGCAUCAUCAUCCCGCCCAAGAAGUGCAGCGCGCCCACGCGCGUCACCUGCCGCCUGGUGAAACGCCACCGCCUGGCCACCAUGCCGCCCAUGGUGGAGGGAGAGGGCCUGGCCAGCCGCCUCAUCGAGGUGGGGCCCUCGGGGGCACAGUUCCUUGGGCCAGUCAUAGUGGAGAUCCCGCACUUUGCGGCGCUGCGGGGGAAGGAGCGGGAGCUGGUGAUCCUUAGGAGUGAGACGGGGGAGAGCUGGAAGGAGCACCACUGCGAAUACAGCGAGGAGGAGCUUAACCAGAUACUCAACGGCAUGGACGAGGAACUCGACCCCCCCGAGGAGUUGGAGAGGAAGCGCGUCUGCCGCAUCAUCACCAGGGAUUUCCCACAAUACUUUGCGGUGGUGUCCCGCAUCAAGCAGGACAACAACCUGAUCGGCCCGGAGGGGGGCAUCCUGAGCAGCACGGUGGUGACACAGGUGCAGGCCGUCUUCCCAGAGGGCGCCCUCACCAAGAGGAUCCGUGUCAGCCUACAGGCCCAGCCAAUGCACGAGGAGACAGUUCGUAAGAUCCUGGGGAACAAGGCUACCUUCAGUCCCAUUGUCACACUAGAACCCAGACGCCGGAAGUUCCACAAACCCAUCACCAUGACGAUCCCCAUUCCCAAGAGUUCCACUGACCCAGUGCUGAACGGCUUUGGAGGGGACACGCCCACUCUGAGACUCUUGUGCAGUAUAACGGGAGGGACCACACCUGCGCAGUGGGAGGACAUCACUGGAACCACACCGCUAACAUUUGUCAACGACUGUGUCUCCUUUACCACAAACGUCUCAGCCAGGUUCUGGUUGAUAGACUGCCGGCAGGCGCAGGAAUCGGUGAACUUCUCCUCGCAGGUGUACCGGGAGAUCAUAUGCGUGCCCUACAUGGCCAAGUUCGUCAUCUUCGCCAAGACGCACGACCCCAUAGAGGCGCGCCUACGCUGCUUCUGCAUGACGGACGACAAGAUUGACAAGACGCUGGAGCAGCAGGAGAACUUCGUGGAGGUGGCCCGCAGCAGAGACGUGGAGGUCCUUGAGGGGAAGCCCAUCUAUGCAGACUGCUUUGGAAACCUGGUUCCCCUGACCAAGAGUGGCCAGCACCACCUCUUCAGCUUCUACGCCUUCAAGGAGAACAGGCUAGCCCUCUUCAUCAAAAUCCGUGAUAACACGCAAGAACCAUGUGGAAGACUAUCGUUUAUGAAAGAACCACGGACGUACAGAAGUCUCGCCCACACCGCCAUAUGCAAUCUCAAUAUCUCCCUCCCCACGUACUCCAAGACCAACCGAUUGCAAGGAAAAUUAGAUGCACAGGAGGAAGCAGAGAGGAAAGAGUCACGCUUGGCAGUCACUGCAGACCAUCUUGGUUUCAGCUGGACAGAACUGGCUCGUGAGCUGGAGGUCAGUGAGGAGCAGAUUAAUCAAAUACGAGCUGAGAAUCCCAAUUCACUUCAAGAUCAAAGCCAUGCUCUCAUUAAAUUUUGGACUGAAAGGGAGGGUGUGAAUGCUACAGAGACUCUUUUGAUUGACAAACUGACCAAGAUAAACCGUAUGGACAUUGUCCAUCUAAUUGAAACCAAGAUCAUCAAGGCCUGCAUGGAGUCAACACACACCUAUGCGGAAAUAGAACAUACCAUAUCACUUGACCACAGUGAAGGAUUUUCUGCCCUCCACGAAGACAUCGAUAGCCCAAGGUCAGGAAGAAGGACAGAAGAUGCCACCACGUUGAGGCCAGGGCCUGGUCAGCAGCCGCCCGUGGUGUCAACAGAGGACUUGUCUUCCAGCAUGUCCUCCCUUCUGGAUGGCUCAGCGCGGCCAGAGGCUGACGUGUCCCUGACAGAGCACCUGAGACAGAAAGCACAGAAAGAGAAAGUGCAAACUGACGUAAAGACAGGCCUAGAUACACUGGGAUUCGGCAUUACCACAGUACCAGGAGCGGGGCACCUAGGCAAUGUCAAGCGUGUAAGUCCUUUGUUCACUCUAUACAAAGCUGUGCCAUGGAGGUUGCAAUCUCAUUUACUUGACCCCGCCUAUAAAGGUGCAGCUGCUGUCACCCAACCUUCUACCCUCCCAGGGCCUUCCUCAAAAGAUGGGGAAGUUACUAAGGAGUCAGGCGCAGCCGCAGAAUUAGGUGGUGCCACAGCAGGGCUGCCCAGUCUCAGCAUCCCAUAUGCUGAUGACGUCGUCGAACGUCGUGACUCAAGCAUACAUCGUCGGCCGAGCCAGAGGCGCCAACCUGUCAUUGUGACUGAUUUUGAAGAAGCGCUGCAGGAAUCUGAGAUGGCAGAAUGUGACUUCAGCCGAUUGUCAAGGGACCUUACAGAGGAACUGCUGCCACGCUAUGGCUCCACUUCGUCCAUCAACACAAUUCGGUCCAGGGACAGUGGUUCAGACUUUGACCGGCUGUCCAAGGACCUUACAGAGGAACUGCUGCCAGACGUGAGUUCUGCCACAGCCAUAAGCGCAACUCCUCCAGCACCCAUUGACAAUAGUUCAGUAGACAUCAAACGACUGUCAAAGGACCUUACAGAAGAACCAGUGCCUGACUUGGGCUCAACCACAGCCAUCAGCCUUACUCCACAGUCCAGGGAUGGCGAUCCUGACAUCAAACGACUGUCAAAGGACCUUACAGAAGAACCAGUGCCAGCAGACUUGGGCUCAACCACAGCCAUCAGCCUUACUCCACAAUCCAGGGACGGCGAUCCGGACAUCAACCGACUGACGAAAGACUUUAAAGAAGAAGUAGUGCCAAAUGUUGGUUCUACCACUGCCUCCAGCCACGUCACUCCAUCACCCACUGACACUGGUUCUGCUGGCUCCAGACAAGUUUCAACAUCAUCAGAAGCAACCACCACCAAAGAGGUAAUUAGUGUUCAAGUCAGUCAGAGGGAAGCUUACACCAAACAGCACAUUGAGGAGAUUUCAGAGAGGUACUACAGAUGUCUUUUUGGCAGUGAUUUUGAAGUCAGCAAGAAUGGGAAUGGACUGGAGGACGCAAAUGCUUCUCAGAAAGAGGCAAACAGAAAAGAGGAAGUGAGUGAAUGUCAGUUAACUCCGCACAACACAGCCAAAGGUCUCAUUGUCACGACUGACGACUUUAGUGUUCGAUCAUUCUCAUCACAGGAAACACAUGUCAGUCAAACUACUGUCAAUUCAGCAAUGGUAAAUUAUGAACUCAAUGUUGAACUUGCAAGCCAACCAGAAUCAAACCUGCAAGCGGUGGAGAGUAACCGGCAGUUUGUGUUACAUGAAGCAUCUUCCACGUCCAUGGAAUUGCCCAAAAUAUGUCUUGUUGGUGUAGAUGAAUCGCCUGAAGUGCUUUCUACUGUGUAUCAGAUGCCAAGUGACGAGGUGGCUGAGCAACCUAACGAACAAGUAGACAAAAGAACAGCAUCACCUAUCCCUCCAGGUGCUGAAUUUACUUAUGAAAUAUCAAUACCCAUAGUGCCGCAGAAGCCUACACUAGGCAUAUCAGAAAACGUUGAUGAUAACAGACCUGUGACACCAAUAUUAACAUCACAUGUAUCUAGAUCCUUAACACCAGAUUCAGAAUGUGAUGAAUAUGCUGUUGAGCUGGAGGCUCCUUCAGCAGCAGAACAGACAUGUUUUGAGUCAGAGUCGUUUGAUGAGAACACUCCACUCUCUCCUGAUUCCCUCGUACCUAAUACACCCGAGUCCCUUGACUCAGUGUCACUUCCUUACAUCAGAUCCUCUUCACCCGAGUCUGUCGCUUCACUUAGCAACGAUGUACCACUUGAUUCUCCUAUACCCGACUUCAGACCACCUACCCCUUUACCUCCUGCACUCGAGCAGGACCUUUCGGAGCUACCUGUUUGCAGUGGCGGGUCUGAUGAGUUGUUUGCUGCUAUGGGACUUAGUGUAGAGUCAGACUCUGAGAUCAAGGCGAGGGCUCCACAUUUAAUGGUACCUGAGUCAGUUAGACCUGUAUCACCAGGGUCUUCUCUCGACUGGCAAUCAUUAUCACCAGACUCGUACACUUACGAUGUUCAAGAAAGAACGUCCUCCCCUGAACAGAGCACAGACAGUACAGAGUGCAGACCUAUGACCCCAAGCGAAUACAUGUCUGGCAAUAGGCCCUCAUCCCCAGAAUCACUAUCUUCUCUUAGUGAAUAUUCUGCAUUGCCUCCAGAUUCACCCAUACCAAAUUUCGAAAUGACCGUAUAUGAGUUCAUCCGUAUGGUUGAUUGUGAGGGCUCAGUUACACCAGAGUCAUCAGCAUCCGAGUGGGAAUGGGAGCUGGUGUCAGCAUCCGCCUUAGGUGAGAUUGAAAGAUCCUCUUCACCAGAGUCAAACGUUUCCAUCAAUGAAUAUCGACACUUGUCCCCAGAUUCCCCAGUUCCACAAUUCAGUCUGCAUCUUCCUGAAUCUGUUGCAUGUGGUGAGCAGUAUUCUGAAUCACCUUCAUCCGUAUCGUCUGACACAGAAUAUAACCCACUUCCUCUCGAUUUAUUUGACUGUGUGAGCAGAACAGACUCACCGGAGUCAUUAGUGUCUGAUUCAGAGGAGAUAUGUGUGUUGUCCACUGUUUUACCCAAAUCAACUGAAUCAAUAGCAGAAAUACAAGUCAGUGAAUAUGAAACAGUUGUGACAGUUACCUCUGAAACCACCAAAGCAGUUCAGCAAACUCAGUUAGAAAUUGUAAGUAGUUCAAGUCAACAAAAACAACACAAUACCACCGAACAACAUUCACUUGAUGACAUACUAUUCUCACAAAAGAAGGGUAGCUCUAACCCAUCAGACACUAAACAAGUUCAAAUAGAAACAAUGAAGGAAGCAGUACUGGUUGAGAGAGACAACCAAACUGAAUCUGCAGAGCGCAUACACAUUUCUAAAACAGACAAGCGAGGUAUAUUUCCAACUAAGUUACCUGAAUCCACAGAAUUAAUGACAGAAGACAGUGAAGAGGAAAACAUUGUGACAGUUAUCUCUGAAACCACUACAGCAGUAGACCAAACUCAAAAAGUAAUUGUGCAUAGCUCAAGUAAACAAAUCCUAGAAACGACCACAGAAAAAUAUUCAAUGGGAAGGGGUAGCUCAACCCCAUCAGACACUGAUCAAGUUCACACAGAAACAGUAAAUGAAUUAGUACUGGCUGAGAGAGAGAAGACUGAAGAAUACACAGACAGUUCUAAAGCAGAGGCUGACACGAAAUCUACAUCUUCAUCAGGGUCAGAAAGCCAUGUGUCAUCAAAUGUAUCAGCCACUAAACUAACCAUACACAAAUACACCAGAUUAGUGCCAGAAUUCAAACUUGUGCAUAAAGCUGUUAUACCAAACACCAUAGCUCAUCUGUAUGACCCACACUACAAAGGAGAAACCUUCUUGGAAAAACCUGGUGUUUUCGAAGUGACAGGGCACAGAAUGGAAAUUGACUACAGGGAGUUCUCAGAAGCAUUAUCUGUAUCACAGGCUAAUGCACUUCAAAGCCAGCCAGGAAGCGGGCCAGGUAGCAAGGAAGAGUUGUCUCUUGGAGGUAGUGAUGCGUCUUUGUCUGCACCAGAACAUGAUGUAGCAUCUCAAAAGAAUGUGUCUGCAGAGUCUCUAGUAGUAGAAUUGGAACAAGAACGAGCUCUGUCACCUGAUUCAGACAGUGAGUAUAGACCAGUCUCUCCCAAAACAGCUAUGGAGGAGAUGCUGUCUGAUCGCAGGGCAUCGUCAUUUGAGUCAGGGGACUCUGUGAAUGAAAAUAGACGCUUGUCAGCAGAUUCGCCUGUACCACAGUUUCCUUCAUUUGUUGACUCUGCCACUUUCUUAGAGGGCUACAGAUCAGACUCGGCUGAAUCAGGAUCAUCCGAUGCAGAAAUCGAAUUAAUAGUCAUGUCCAAGGGCUCAGACCAGGGUCAAAGACCUUCAUCUCCUGACUCAGUAGCAUCCGUAAAUGACCACAGAUCACUCUCGCCUGAGUCACCGAUUCCAGAGUUUACACAUUCACAUUUGUCGGAGUCAUACUCCAUGGAGGUAAAUAGAUGUUCCUCGGCAGAAUCAGAACUUUCUGACUUGGAAUCUGACCUAGAACUGGUCGAGAGUUUAGACCCACAACAAAGAACAGAAUCACCUGAAUCUAUUGUGUCAGAAUUGGAUGACCGAGGUUUGUCACCAGACUCUUUAUCAGAGUACAGACCUAUGUCACCAGACACUGCCAUGCACAUGAAAUAUGUCAGAGCAUCUUCCCCAGAAUCAGUGGCAUCGCUUGAUGAGUUUAAAGCACUGUCACCUGAUUCUCCCAUACCACAGUACACAGUAAUAUUCUUUGAACCAAAUUUGGUAGCAGGGAAUAGAUCAUCGUCCCCAGACUCUUUAGCAUCUGAUAUAGAGUAUGCUAUCGCUGGAUUAUUCACAGGAUUCUCUGAGGAUAGGCCAUCCUCACCAGAGUCUGUGAAUGACAGCAGGCUACUAUCUCCAGAUUCGCCCAUUCCAGAGUUUUCACACUUAUUCUAUGAGCCAUGUUUGGUAGCAGGAGAAAGAUCAUCAUCCCCAGACUCGUUAGCAUCUGAUAUAGAAUAUGCUCUGGUUGGAUUAUUCACAAGAUCAUCUGAGGAUAGACCAUCCUCCCCAGACUCAAUAGCAUCUGUGAAUGAAGGUAGGCUACUGUCUCCAGAUUCACCCAUUCCAGAGUUUUCACACUUAUUCUUUGAGCCAUAUUUGGUAGCAGGAGAAAGAUCAACAUCACCCGAUUCAUUAGCAUCUGACAUAGAGUAUGCCCUCACUGAAUUUUUCAUGAUGUCCCCUGAGGAUAGACCAUCAUCCCCUGAAUCUAUCGUGUCAGAAUUGGAUGACCGAGGUUUGUCACCAGACUCUUUAUCAGAGUACAGACCUAUGUCACCAGACACUGCCAUGCACAUGAAAGAUGUCAGAGCAUCUUCCCCAGAAUCAGUGGCAUCGCUUGAUGAGUUUAAAGCACUGUCACCUGACUCUCCCAUACCACAGUACACAGUAAUAUUCUUUGAACCAAAUUUGGUAGCAGGGAAUAGAUCAUCGUCCCCAGACUCUUUAGCAUCUGAUAUAGAGUAUGCUAUCGCUGGAUUAUUCACAGGAUUCUCUGAGGAUAGGCCAUCCUCACCAGAGUCUGUGAAUGACAGCAGGCUACUAUCUCCAGAUUCGCCCAUUCCAGAGUUUUCACACUUAUUCUAUGAGCCAUGUUUGGUAGCAGGAGAAAGAUCAUCAUCCCCAGACUCGUUAGCAUCUGAUAUAGAAUAUGCUCUGGUUGGAUUAUUCACAAGAUCAUCUGAGGAUAGACCAUCCUCCCCAGACUCAAUAGCAUCUGUGAAUGAAGGUAGGCUACUGUCUCCAGAUUCACCCAUUCCAGAGUUUUCACACUUAUUCUUUGAGCCAUAUUUGGUAGCAGGAGAAAGAUCAACAUCACCCGAUUCAUUAGCAUCUGACAUAGAGUAUGCCCUCACUGAAUUUUUCAUGAUGUCCCCUGAGGAUAGACCAUCAUCCCCUGAAUCUAUCGUGUCAGAAUUGGAUGACCGAGGUUUGUCACCAGACUCUUUAUCAGAGUACAGACCUAUGUCACCAGACACUGCCAUGCACAUGAAAGAUGUCAGAGCAUCUUCCCCAGAAUCAGUGGCAUCGCUUGAUGAGUUUAAAGCACUGUCACCUGACUCUCCCAUACCACAGUACACAGUAAUAUUCUUUGAACCAAAUUUGGUAGCAGGGAAUAGAUCAUCGUCCCCAGACUCUUUAGCAUCUGAUAUAGAGUAUGCUAUCGCUGGAUUAUUCACAGGAUUCUCUGAGGAUAGGCCAUCCUCACCAGAGUCUGUGAAUGACAGCAGGCUACUAUCUCCAGAUUCGCCCAUUCCAGAGUUUUCACACUUAUUCUAUGAGCCAUGUUUGGUAGCAGGAGAAAGAUCAUCAUCCCCAGACUCGUUAGCAUCUGAUAUAGAAUAUGCUCUGGUUGGAUUAUUCACAAGAUCAUCUGAGGAUAGACCAUCCUCCCCAGACUCAAUAGCAUCUGUGAAUGAAGGUAGGCUACUGUCUCCAGAUUCACCCAUUCCAGAGUUUUCACACUUAUUCUUUGAGCCAUAUUUGGUAGCAGGAGAAAGAUCAACAUCACCCGAUUCAUUAGCAUCUGACAUAGAGUAUGCCCUCACUGAAUUUUUCAUGAUGUCCCCUGAGGAUAGACCAUCAUCCCCUGAAUCUAUCGUGUCAGAAUUGGAUGACCGAGGUUUGUCACCAGACUCUUUAUCAGAGUACAGACCUAUGUCACCAGACACUGUCAUGCACAUGAAAGAUGUCAGAGCAUCUUCCCCAGAAUCAGUGGCAUCGCUUGAUGAGUUUAAAGCACUGUCACCUGACUCUCCCAUACCACAGUACACAGUAAUAUUCUUUGAAUCAAAUUUGGUAGCAGGGAAUAGAUCAUCGUCCCCAGACUCUUUAGCAUCUGAUAUAGAGUAUGCUAUCGCUGGAUUAUUCACAGGAUUCUCUGAGGAUAGGCCAUCCUCACCAGAGUCUGUGAAUGACAGCAGGCUACUAUCUCCAGAUUCGCCCAUUCCAGAGUUUUCACACUUAUUUUAUGAACCAUGUUUGGUAGCAGGAGACAGAUCAUCAUCCCCAGACUCGUUAGCAUCUGAUAUAGAAUAUGCUCUUGCUGGAUUAUUCACACAAUCAUUUGAGGAUAGACCAUCCUCCCCAGACUCAAUAGCAUCUGUGAAUGAAGGUAGGCUACUUUCUCCAGAUUCACCCAUUCCAGAGUUUUCACACUUAUUCUUUGAGCCAUAUUUGGUAGCAGGAGAAAGAUCAACAUCCCCCGACUCAUUAGCAUCUGACAUAGAGUAUGCCCUCACUGAAUUUUUCAUGAUGCACCCAGAGGAUAGACCAUCAUCCCCUGAAUCUAUUGUGUCAGAAUUGGAUGACCGAGGUUUGUCACCAGACUCUUUAUCAGAGUACAGACCUAUGUCACCAGACACUGCCAAUGAAAUGCUAAUGAAAGAUCUCAGGGCAUCUUCCCCAGAAUCAGUGGCAUCGCUUGACGAGUUUAAAGCACUGUCACCUGACUCCCCAAUACCACAGUACACAGUAAUAUUCUUUGAGCCAUAUUUGGUAGCAGGGAAUAGAUCAGCAUCCCCAGACUCUUUAGCAUCUGAUAUAGAGUAUGCUGUCGCUGGACUAUUCACAGGAUUCUCUGAGGAUAGGCCAUCCUCACCAGAGUCAAUAGCAUCUAUACAUAACAGAAGGCUACUCUCUCCAGAUUCACCCAUUCCAGACUUUACACGUUUACUGCUAGAUAUCAUACCACCAUCAACAGGCUUUAGGUCAUGUACACCAGUGUCUGAUAUAUCAGAUAUGGAAUAUGCACCCGAGUUGUAUGAGCUACUGGAGUUUGAGACUCAGAGAUAUGAAUCUCCUGAAUCUGCUGUGUCAAUCAAUGAACACAGACGACUGUCACCAGAUUCACCAAUACCUGCAUUUGCACCAACAAUUCAUGUCUCCACAUUGGGAGGAUAUAGAUCAUCUUCGCCUGAGUCAGCCUAUUCAGCCUGUUCAGCCUAUUCAGACUUCUCAGAUUCAGAGUAUCAGCCAUUGCUCCGUGAUUUCCGGAGGGCAUCCUCAACACAGUCUGAUGUUUCAGUCAAUGAAUUGACAGGCCUCUCACCAGAUUCCCCUGUACCUCAGUAUACAAACAUAUUCUUCGAUACUGGGUGGUUUCCUGCUGGCUCAAGAUCUCAGUCACCAGAGUUGACAGGAUCUUACUUAGAUCAUGUGUUUGGCGAGUUUAUGCUUUCGGAUACUGAAGAGAGACCAUCAUCUCCCGAGUCGAUAGCAUCUGUAAAUGACAGCAGGAGGCUAUCUCCAGAUUCACCAAUUCCAGAGUUUACACGUUUACUGUUUGAAAUAAUACCACCAUCAACGGGCAUUAGGUCUUGUACACCCGUAUCUAACAUAUCAGAUGUGGAAUAUGCACCACUGUUUUCUGAGCUUUUCGAGUUGGACAUUCAAAGACCUGAAUCGCCAGAAUCUGUUGUAUCAGAGCUUGAGGAUAGAUCCCUGUCGCCAGACUCAUUAUCAGAAUACAUUCCAAUGUCUUUUGCCAUGGCCAUGACUGAUCUCAGAUGCUCUUCUCCAGAAUCGAUAGUUUCACUUAAUGAAUUUAAGUCACUGUCACCCGAUUCUCCCAUACCACAAUAUUCAGCAUCCUUUUUCGAAUCAACGUUUGUAGCAGAACAACGAUCAGUGACCCCAGAAUCAGUAUGGUCUGAUCAAGAUAUUGACUCACUUGACUUUGGAGAUUUAGAAUGUGCAUCUCGGCCGUCAUCUCCAGAGUCAAAUCUAUCUUUUGAUGCAAAUAGACCAUUAAGCCCUGACUCCCCAAUUCCUGUAUUCUCCUCACCUUUACCUUGGGAAUCGUUUCAAAUAUGGAGGCAGAGGUGCUCUUCACCAGAAUAUGACUCAUCAGAGUCAGAGUAUGAAUCAGCCAUUUCUGAAUUUGAUUGUGAAGACAGGCCCGAGUCACCAGCAUCGAUACAGUCAGAGCCUGAGGAAAGGCCUUUGACUCCAGACUCCAUACCGGAGUACAGACCCAUUUCCCCAGAUUCAGCCUUGAUGGAUGGCCUAAAAGAUUUCAGAGAAUCUACCUUACCAUUGAACGAAUUUAAUGACUUGUCACCAGACUCCCCCAUACCUCAGUUUUCUCAGUCAGUGUUUCAAAUCAUAGAAUUUCCAAAACUAUAUAGGCCAGACACUCCAGAAUCUCUGGAGUCAGAUUUAGAGUAUGAGAUUGAUGAACCAUCAUUUGUGGCAAGUGGCCAUAGACCCUCAUCCCCAGAGUCAGUAGCAUCUUGUGAAAAUAGACCCUUGACACCAGACUCCCCUCUUCCUGCAUUUGUGCAGUCUUUGCCCGUGUGUCAUACAACACUGAAAGGGCACAGGUCGUCUUCCCCAGAGUCAGUAGUUUCAGAUGUAGAUGUUGGCCACUCAAUAGAAUUAGCUUUAUCAGAAACCAGACCAGACUCACCAGAGUCAAUAGCAUCAACAGCGGACUUGGUCGCAGAGCCAAUAGCAUCAACAGAAGAAUUAGUCUUAGGGUCAGUAGCAUCAACAGAAGAAUUCGUCUCAGACUUGGUAGCAUCAACAGAGGCACUAGUCUCAGAGUCAAUUUCAUCAACAGAGGCACUAGUCAGGGAGCCAAUAGCAUCAACAUUGGAAUUAGUCUCAGAGUUUGCAGAUGUUUUGCCCAAUUUAUCAUCUGAAGAAGACAGCCCCCUAGACUUACCCACAGACGCAAUGCGCACUUACACUUCAUCAUUGUAUGGAGCAGUGUAUAUUGUACCUGAGUACCGAUACGUGCAAAAGGCAGUCCCAAUUAAUCUGAUUUCCCACAUCGUGGACCCCCAUUACAAAGGUGAGACUUUCAUGCCCAAAACUGGUGUAUUUGAGCGCAUUGGCAGUAGAAUUGAGGUCGAUGACAGUGCAUCCACUAUAACAACACUUGGUGAUGAUACUGAUGAUCAAUACACCACUUCUGCAUUUACGGUCUCAGAAAGGUCAGGUUCUUUGACGACGGUGAGUGAGUUGACGUCUUUGUCGCCUUCAGUUUCUGAAAAUGAGGUGUCAUCUCCUGACUCCUCUAUGUUCAUGUGGGAAAGCAGAGGGUCUUCCCCUGUGUCAGUCAUUUCCGUAGAUGAGCAUAGAGCACUGUCUCCUGAUUCUCCAAUACCGUGGCACACAGGCACAUUAUUGGAUCCCUCAGACCAAACAUCAGAGUAUCGAGUCUCUUCUCCCGAGUCUGUUGCAUCAUUAAACGAGAACAGACAUCUCUCACCCGACUCACCCAUUCCACAGUACAGACCCCUGUCACCAGUGCAUGUUAGCGAAGCUAGUUAUGAAAAUGACUACACAAAGAAUACAUUCAGUGUGUAUGUUGUUGACAUAGAACCACUGUGGCCCUCACACAGCUUUAGAGCUAUAUCACCCUGUUCACAGCAUUCAGAGUCUGAGUCUAGGCCUGGAUCGCCUCAGGCGUCUCCACAAGACUAUGAGCUUCGUUGUCCUUCACCAGAGGCAGCUGAACUCGAUGUCGAACACAGUUCGUCCGUGUCCCCAUACUCAGCCGCAUUCGAGGCUGAGGUAGAACGUCCAUUGUCACCCGAGUCAGUAGAAUAUGACAAGCAAGAUGAUCUAAAGCAGAGUGAAAUAGUGUCUGCGGAUCCAAAAGAAAUCAUUGAGACCACAUGUGUAACUGUAACAGAGACUCAGUCAUUGGCUCACUUGGCAUCUGAGGAGAGUAUAAAGACUCUUUCUCUGUCUUCUGACACAUCAGUUCAGAAACAAUCAAGUGUUGAAAAGCCAUCCCUGCUGGCACCUGAAGGUAAUUCAGGACAGAUGGUCCUAAAGGAAAUGGUUGAGGAGAUGAUCGUAAAGCCUAAAACACCAAGUCAAAGGAGGAAGAAGAAGAAGACUGAACGCAAGACUGAACCUCAGAUAGCAGAUAUCUGGUCUGUGGAGUCAGAGUUCAAGGGCAAGACGGUCAAGAAAGGAGAGGAAGUGUCAUCUCAAGCAACAUACGAAUUUAAACUGAAAUCGUCUCAGAAGUUGAUUGAAACAGAUCAGCACUCAAAGGUGUUAGAUGUCAGUCAGUGUGUCGUGUCUGAAAGUGAUGAAUCCAGUUUAGAUCAAAGGGUGUCCAUGUCAUCUGGCCUCAUCGAUGCUGCUCAGGACAUUGCACAGUUCACAUCCACCAAAGACGUGCAAAAAACAUUGCACCAGGUUCAGCCGUCGUUACCAGCACCUUUGCAGUUUUUCAAGGAUGAGUCUGUCAAAAGCCAUAGAACAGUCACUCCGGUUUUACAGGACUUUCCAUUGCAAAGCCCAACCAGUGAAGAAACUCGUAUAGAUCAAAGAGUGCCCAUACCAUCUGGGCCCAUGAAAGCCCCUCAGGAAAUUUCUCAUUCCACUUUCACCAAAGACACGCAAAAAACAUUGUACCAGUUUCAGCCGUCGUUACCAACACCUUUGCAGUUUUUCAAGGAUGAAGCUGUCAAAAGCCAUAGAACAGUCUCACCCAAUAUACAGGACUCGACAUUCACAUCAGAGCCCUCAAUCAUAACUAUGCGAGUACCUAAAAGUAGUGAACAGUCUUCCCCUCUGUCCAGUCCGACUGUAGUGUCAGCAGACCACCACACGGUGGAGUCAGAUCACCGUGGGAGAGCAUCAGACAGACAGCUGUCUUCUGCUGAUCUGAGUCCAGUGUCACCUGUGUUUGUUGAAUCAAAAGACACUGCUUCUGCUGGAGUGGAUUCCAUGCCGGAGACUCCAGGUUUCAGACACGCACUGCUUGAAUUUGAAAGAACUGUUGCAUCGUUUGAUCCAGAUAAGGGAAUGUCAGCACACCCAUCAAGUCUGGACACGGUUAAAACGGAAAGUCAGAAAACCGAGGACUCUGAGGGCUCUGAAUUUUUUGACGCCAAGCAAUCUUUGUCUGAAGCCUCAGAGCCUGAACCUGAUUCAAACACACUGAAGGCCUUGUCAAAGAUACCCUACCACAUUGAGUCCCUACCUGGCACACCUAGUUUGGAGUUCCUAGCCGGCCAACACUACAUCAAAGGUGGCCGGAGACCAGGCUCAAUGUACAGCGAUGAUCUGGAAUUGCCUUUUGUUCUAGAACCUGAGGAGCGAUAUGAGUAUGAUGAUGAACAGAGGGCACUGCCCUAUGGUUAUGCAGGUACGAUGCCAGAGGAGCUUCCCCCAAGAAAAGGGGGUUAUUAUGAUGACGAUGAAGAUUCCUUGGGCAGGGAAAUAGCAGAGGAGCUAGGAAUGAUGUCCGAUAGCUCAGAGGAGGAAAUUCUAACCACAAGAGUGGUCCGACGCAGGGUGAUCAUUCAGGGUGACGACAUGCCAGAGAUCCCACCUCAAUCGGUAACCGAAGAGCAGUACACUGAUGAACACGGAAAUUUGGUUGUGAAAAAGAUUACGAGGAAAGUAAUUCGUAAGUAUACAUCAGCUGAUGGAGUUGAGCGAGAGGAAGUGACGAUUGAGGGAGCGCCACAGGAGCCUGUCACUGUGGACGAUGCGGAUGGCUUCUCGAAGGUGGUGAAGAGGACCGUGGUGCGGAGCGGGGGAGACCAGACAGAGGUGAGCGUGGGUGAGCCUCUGGCCCUGGGGGCGACAGCAGCCUCGGAGUUCGAGGCCGAGCCCGUCCAGGGUCGUAAGGUCAGCCGGGUCGUCAAGACGACGAUGGUACAGGGCGAGCGAAUGGAAAAGCACAUCGGUGACCCCUCGCUGUCGGCAGAUCUCCCCUCGGCCAAAGACGACUUUGAAAAGGCUUUGCGUUACUCCGGAGACUAUGGGAAAGUGCGACUGCCAAAUUUAGUUGAGAAGGAGGUUGUGAAGGAAGACGGCUCGGUGGUGAAAAGGACCCGGAUGCGUAAGACGUGCACGCAGAAGAGGACUGUGAUGAGGGACGGCCAGGGGGGGGGCCAGGGGCGGAGCAAGCGCACCCACCUGGAGCGUCUGGAGGACACGCCCGAAGCCCUGCGACCCGACCGCCUCCAGCAACACCUGCGCCUCCUCCUGCAGAACUACUGCGCCAAGCAGAAAGAGGAGGAGGAGGAGCAGGAGGAAGGGGAAGGGGAAGGGAAGGAGGACAGAAUCCAGGAGGAAAAGAAGGAGGAGGAGGAAGGGAGGCAGGAGGUGGCAGCGGAGGAGAAAAGGAGGAGGAGGAAGUAGUGGCUGGACUGAUGCUCUCUCGCUGCUGCUGAUAACGCUGUUUUAACUCGCUUCCUCUGCUGUGUCUUUGAUCAUGGUUCCUCCUUCUCCUCCUUUUCCUUUUUCCUGUUUGUGAACCAGGAGGUGAAAGAGGGGAGGUGGCAGUGGAGGAGAAAAGAGGGAGGAGGAAGUAGGGAAUGGACUGAAUGAUGCUUGCGGCCAAUAUUGAUAUCGCUGUUCCAACUGGACUCCUCUGGUGUGUGUUUUUUUGUGUGGUUCCUCCUCCACUUCCUCGUCCUUUCUCCUGUUUGUGAAACACACAUCCAGACCUCCUGAUCCUUUCCCAAAAUGCAUUGCAGAUGUCAACUUCCUGUUCUUCUUCUUCUGCUCUUCUGUGACCCUCUGCGCCUUUACCACCGCUUCAGAUAUCCUGCCGUGUUUUCUUUUUUCUUUUCGUUUGACCAUGUAAUCAUUUUAUUUCCUCCUUUGGCAACUGAUAGAACACUUUUUUUCCAUCGUUUAUAAGAUGCUUAAAUGUAAUUUUGUUUGUUUGUUGUUUUCCUUUGAUUUGCUGAUUUUGUGACCAAAGAUAGCUCACACUGUUUUACCUGCUGACUUCAAUCCAUACAAACAUACUGUAGUUACCUUUUUUCUUUUUGCUGUGCUCAUUUCAUAUCCUCAGCUGCUGUGUUUGAGAAGAAUUAAAAAAAACACACAAGAAAAAACCUAAACGAUGAAGAAAAGCAACAGGAAGAGAGGAAGUGGAAGGGUCGAUGGCGAUGCCGAAACUCACACAGUCCUUUUUGACGUCGUCGGACAUUUUGUUCUUGCGAGAAGGAGCCAUGGCAGGAUCGGCUCUGCUGAAACUGACUUGCUGACUUUUACGGCUUACCCUUACAUGUACCUGCUGUACACACCAACACACACACACACAAACACAAACAUACAAAUACACAAGCACGCAAAACAAAAAAAACAUGCCAGCUAUUGGAUUGUCAUGAUGCUUAGCCUCCUUGGAUAACACAAUUUGGACACCAACAACGACACCAUGAGGAAAACCGUUAUCCCCUUCCUAUGCCCCCUAAUCAGUUAUUAUUAUAGAAACUGUUGCUAUGAUACUAACCUUGUUCCGACUAGAGCCUGAGACUGGCGUGGAUUUUGUUCGUCUAUGACUAUGGCCAGACACCCUCAGCCCAAUAGAGUUGAAGGGUGUGAUGAAUUGAUGAGGGCUUGAGUGAGGUAGAAGAAGGGAAGAAUGAAUGUUAAAGUGCUGUGUAUUGGCUCAUAUUCACAUACAUGAAACCUGCCACACCAUUGGUUGACAGUGCGGGUGAUGUCAUACAGUACCACUGCUUGCGAAGUGAAGAGUGUUGUGUAAUGUUGUAAAGAUGAAUGUGCUUGGAAAUCAGAAUUUCCUUUUUUGUUUUUGUUUGUUUGUUUGUUGGUUCUCAUCUCUCUCUCUCUCUCUCUCUCUCUCUCCUCUCUCCUUCCCAUUUCAGUGUGGGUGUUGAAGAAAAGAUUAAUGUAUGGAAAUCCCAGAGUCCAAAGUCUUCACACUAAAAGUUUGUAACCCCAUGUUGUCCCCAAUUUCUCAAGUCUGCUUGUCAUUUUUUCCUGUGUGUGUGUGUGUGUGUGUGUGUGUGUGUGUGUGUGUGUGUGUGUGUGUGUGUGUGUGUGUGUGUGUGUGUGUGUGUGUGUGUGUGUGUGUGUGUGUGUGUGUGUGUGUGUGUGUGUGUGUCUGGCUUGUGCGUGGAUUCUCCAGCACUAAGGCACAAUAUCUGCAUGUCGUGUGUGUGUGUGUGUGUGUGUGUGUGUGUGUGUGUGUGUGUGUGUGUGUGUGUGUGUGUGUUUCAUGUCACCAACACUGCAACCCCAUCUCUCAUCCCAACGUAGAAGAUAGAAAUCACCCUGAAUAUAUUUUAUUUGGUUGUGUAUUUGAUUUAUUUGUUUUUCAUUUGUGCACUGUGUGUAAACGCAAACCAUCCUGAACAACAAACCAAUAUGUACUACGUAAGUGUCUUCACCUCUAAAACACACACACAGACACACAAACACACACACACACACAUACACCUGCUCCCUUACAGAGCUCAUGACUUUGGUUUCAAAGCCCCUGGCUGAAGGUCUGAGAGUUUCCUUGGGUGCGUUCCAAUAUGUGACCUUGCGUCCUCCACUUGUGCUUGUGGCCUCGUACCAGGAAGUAAUACGUUGUGAUGACAACAGCAUUAUAUUUCAAUAUCUUGCAAAAGCUCAAUUGUAAAGUCAUUUUCUCAUUUGCAAACUGGAUGGUGAAUGAAGAAUGGUCCCCCAAAAAUUGUUUUGGCUAGGCUGACAGCGGGGAAACUUUAUUGUUUUCUUCACAGAGGAGGGGCCACAAGCACAAGUGGAGGACGCAAGGUGUGUGUGUUUGUUCUACCAGGUCAGGCCUCUUCUGUGUGUGACGAAAGAAGAGAAUGAAUGUUGACUAGCAGAUUUUUUUUUCGGUUUUGUUUGAGGAAUUUUAUUUUGUCUUUUGUUGUUGCAAAUGUUGUAAAAUAAAAGCGUGAUACCUCUGA